Messenger RNA from Ectocarpus siliculosus, 4713 nucleotides. Lineage: Eukaryota; Phaeophyceae; Ectocarpales; Ectocarpaceae. The record is from the annotation of a GenBank genome assembly.
AUGCGUUGUUUGGUUCUCCAGGCCGUGGUCGGUGCUGCACUCGUGCGCACAUCGACUGGUCAAGAGGAGUCGCUAGGGUGUUUCGGAGACGACCGGUCCGACCGAGUGCUGACAGCGGAAUGGUCGAGCAGCUCCAUGACCCCAGCGUGCUGGUGCCAAGGACCCGACAUUGACCUCAGGCAUGGCGAUGGCACAUGCGACUAUGUCUGUAGUGGUGAUUCUUCCAUCAAGUGCGGCGGCUUCGAUUCCUUCACUCUGUAUGAGCUUGAGUCAGAGGGCCUGCCGGUUGCUCCUAUGGGCGACAACUACGUCGGUUGCUUUGCAGACGACAAGGAGGACCGCGUUCUCGGUUCCAAGAUGUCAUCCGGCUCGAUGACGCCAGAGUGCUGGUGCCAAGGACCCGACAUUGACCUCAGGCAUGGCGAUGGCACAUGCGACUAUGUCUGUAGUGGUGAUUCUUCCAUCAAGUGCGGCGGCUUCGAUUCCUUCACUCUGUAUGAGCUUGAGUCAGAGGGCCUGCCGGUUGCUCCUAUGGGCGACAACUACGUCGGUUGCUUUGCAGACGACAAGGAGGACCGCGUUCUCGGUUCCAAGAUGUCAUCCGGCUCGAUGACGCCAGAGGUCUGUGCGGCCUACUGCGCAGAUGAUUCCCCUAGCCACACGUACUACGCAACGCAAUGGGGCCGAGAGUGUUGGUGUGCACGCGAUGUUGACUACAGCAGACACGGUGAAGGCUCGUGCGACUACACAUGUACGGGAGACUCAGGCACGACGUGUGGUGGAUAUGACGCGUUUGAUCUCUUCAAGCUAGAAGAAGACUCGUUGUCCCCGCCCUCGGAGGACUACUAUCUGGGGUGCUUCGCGGACGACAAGGGGGACCGCGUGCUCGAGGACAAGAUCUCUGCCAGUGACAUGACGUUAGAGACGUGCGAGGAGCACUGUACGGCCUUGGACAAGCCGUUCUUCGCUCUUCAGUGGGGUAAAGAGUGCUGGUGCGGGGGUUGCGAACUGCAGGAUGACGACCUCGACCGCUAUGAUCGACAUGGUAUUGCCUCGUGCACCGACUACCCGUGCACCGGAGACGGUUCUCGCCAAUGUGGUGGAUACGACAGCUUUUCCCUGUACAAUCGCGACACUUGCGACGAUACCGUGUGUACGAUGGAGGUGACGGAAGCGACGACAGUGCCAACAACGCUUGGUGGAUCGUCGUUGACGGUGACAUCGUCUCUGUGCGAGUUCGACCCCUCCACCAUCUUCGAAAUCUUUGCUUUCGGCGAAGACGACCUCUUGGAGACCGUGGCCGGAGCCGUCAUCGAUGCUACUACCGCAAAGUUCACCUUGCCGCCGUUGCCCACGGAUACCACAACCGUUACGGUCGUGGCUAGUUCUACUACCGGCAAGGGAAUUGUUGGCGACAUCGUGCUGUACGAUCUCGUCAGCCUUUUGGAGUCCCCGCUCGCCAGCUUGAGCGAUACCGAUGGUGCCGCGCGCUCGUCGGUCAUCAUGGACCCUCCUUCCGACCUCCAGCUGGAUUGGGACGCCUCAUCUAUUUCGGCUGAUGCCGUUGAGAUCGUGUUGGCGCUUGUCGUGGAGGACACCGAAAGCUUUGAAGAUGUCGCUGUCUUGGACGUGGUGCCCAACACGGGUUCGUACCUCAUCCCGUCCACUGCGUUGGAAGAAUUUGACCUUGACGGCAGCUUCGUCUUCUUCAAGAUCGUCGGCAGCACCGCGAGCCCAACACGUCGUCUCCAGGACAGCGGGAUCGAUCCGAUCGUUUUCCCCGAGAUGGUGACCACGGGCCAACUGGAAUGGAUCCAAGAUCUUGAAGGGAACGAUUCCAGCACUACCCUGUGCGGAACGGCAUUUGCCGACGACUACUCGAGAUGCCAGUGCUUUUUCGCAGCGGAGAAAGUGAAGGAAGGCCGCGGUGUGCAGCUCGAUACGUUCGAUGAGGAAUUCCGGUGCCCUUCGAACAUUGAAUGCAUCUUGGAAGCACCGCCAGGGCUCGUCACGGUAUACGCGAAAGGGGGAAGUUUCACGUUUGAAGACCUGAAUUCGGGUUCCUUGAUCAGCGGAUGGAAAAACGAUCUAGCGUGCCCCUUCGGGAGCUGCGAGUUCGACUCCGCUGGAGACGACCGAGAACUCUUGUCGUGUAAACGAGAUGGCGUCACGGCGUGGAUCUGGGACAAAACGCUCGGUAAAACACUUGCCCCGGCAUGCGACCUACACCCCGGAGCGGCGUUCUGUGUGCGUUCAAACGAGGCCACGAGUGGUGGCACCAACACCGGCAUCGGCAACCAGUGCUGCUACGACACGGCGGGAGAUAUACUGGUUGACGCAGUUGAUGGCGGAGGCACCGUCGACCGGCACGAAUCGGAACUCGGCGCGUUUGGUGACCACAAGACAGAGGACACGUUGCCGUUCGACUGGUGCUGCGGUGGCGGAGAAUCGGUCAACUCCUGGCUGUGUCAGCUGUAUAUUGAAAUGAGACCCGUAGACGCCGGCGACGGAUACACCGCAUCGCUGCCUACUUGUUCGGCGGCACCAGCGGGCGGCGACAUCGUGUCCAUGACCCUACCAUUUUCGGUGCAAGUGCCAGACCUAGCUGAAUCAAGCGUUGACUUCGGCCUCCUCGUCGAUGUGUCCGGGAGCUAUGGGGACGAUAUCGACAACCUUCAGGUCUUGGCUGCGGAUCUGGUAGAAGCAUUGUCAACGGACAGUGCCGGCGUGGACGUCGUUGAUAAUCGGCUGGCGCUCGGCAGCUACUCCGACUUCCCCGAGGUGGGGUCCCCUACCGACUCUGCAUACACGGAGCUAAAGCCGUUCGGAAACUGCGGCGAAGGGACGGAAGAGGAAAUUUCCACAUGCUUUGAAGAAGAGCGCACAAGCUUCAUUAACGCCGUCGAUUCUCUCGAGUUAGGAUAUGGUGGAGAUGGACCGGAGAGCCAGACCGUUGCGCUCGUCAGCGCGGCCGAGGGAUGGGCCUGGCGGGACGCCGCCCUCAAGAUCCUUGCCCUCAAGGCUCCUGGGGCGAGCGACGAGAUGGACACGGUUGCCCUCGGGACCGGUGGAGUCGUGGAGACGACUGCGAGCGACUCCUCGGACAUCGUGGAGAAGAUUCUGGAGGGGAUCGAGGCGGUCACGUACAACAAGGUCGAUAUCGAAUGGGCCUGCAGGGAUUCGGACUUUGAAUUGAACUCCUGGGAGCACACGCAAGUCCCCAGCGAAGGUCACGAGGACGUUGAAGGCGGCGUGGAGUUGGAGUUUUCCGUGACUGUGUCCGUGCCUGCCAGUGUCACCGCCGGCAAACGAUGCGUUGCUCUUGUGGUGGCUGAUGAGGUGCUCAUCGGUGGUCAGGAGUUUAUUGCCAACGCGGACGGAACCAUCACCGCCACUGCCAUCACCGCUUCCUAGUCCGGCAAUAGUGUACCGACAGCACGCCAACAUGGAAGAUGUUCGCCCUACCUAGUGAAGUCUGCUUGGGGACGUUUGAACCGAUGAAAUAACGUGGGCACACGCGAUCGGUUGCGAUUCUCUUGGCGUGCCCCAGGUUAUUUUUUCGGAACUGUCUGUGUGCUCAAGCGCAUCUUGAACAAGAACUUUGCAGGAUGGAACUAAGAGGGUGAUUGAUUGGCGGCGCAAAGCUCACUUGGGACUCCCGAGCAGCGAAACUGAAACACUAGCUGUACAAUUGGGUCAUUGCUAGCACUGCUGCCGGCAAUCAAGGGGGGGGAUGCAUGUCAUGCUGAGGCCAUGACCUUCUCCGCAGUUCUAGCGGACGUUCGGGUUUGGAUUUCUAUUCUGUUCCACGUUCUCCGCGUUUUAGCUGCCGAAAAUGAGGGGGAAUCCCCAAAUAUUUGUUUGUUUGCGAUUCCGCGUUUUACCUGCGGAAAUGAGGAGACCUCCAUCCACAAUUUCUUGUUUGUUCGCGAUUCCGCGUUAUACCUGUGGAGUUCAAUCGGUAACUUGAUAUUCGUUUGAUUUCUCGUUGUUAGGAUUCGAGAGUUGAUUCCUACAUAUAUUUAGAGCUCUAGGACAGAUUGAGUUCCAUGGUAGGAGAUAUGUCAAAUUGUCAAUCAAUAUACAUUCUGUACGCGUUUCUUGCGGUUAAGACGCAGUAUUCGAUGGACUGGAUUCUUGUUUUUUGGAGAAAUGCAACAGGGGGCUGUUUAGCUUUUAUGUUUUGGGAGAUGGCACAGCAGGAGGGCUGUUAAGAAAUCCAUGUCUCGAUGUUUGGGGCACGUUAUGGUAAGAUAUGGUUGAGGCCUAUGUGCUUCCGAAGCUUAUUUGAAAUUGGUCAAUGAGUUGAAACAUCGUUUUGUGCGAGGAUUCUCUUCGAAGUAUUAGUUGACGCGUUUGGCCGGAGUUGUCCAGAGUCUUUAUAACGUGGCUCUGAUGUAAUGUUAUCUCUGCGAGUAUUUUUCCAAGUACGAUUCUUUGUUCUUGGCUACUUGGGAAUUUGGUGGUUACAUUUUCUUGAGAGGGGUGAUUGUUAAGACUCUUAGAGUGGAAAAUAUUGAAAUUCGAUAAAUCCGGCAGUUGAGAUCAUUUGCGGACAUAUUAGGUUGAUGGGGGGUUUUGUUGCCGUUUUACCUGGCGAUAUGUACGGAGGGUCUCGUAGAUCGUGUCGUGCCCGCGACCGUGAUAACGCAAUACAGCAAUACAGAAGAUGUCACGGGUUGCUGAGCACGCAAGAAGUUUUUAAACGUUUUC